Molecule: messenger RNA, 6168 nt
Organism: Xyrauchen texanus (razorback sucker)
Lineage: Eukaryota; Metazoa; Chordata; Actinopteri; Cypriniformes; Catostomidae
Product: RNA-binding protein 47-like
Exons: 6
Coding region: 299-2104 (601 amino acids)
Cellular component (GO): nucleus
Molecular function (GO): mRNA binding
Source: RefSeq, a predicted model, not a curated record
UUCUCCCUCCUCCUCCUUGCCAGUGAAGGAGAGAAGCAGGAGUAGGACGAACAAGCAGGGACAGGGAAGUGAAACAGUCUGGAGACAGAAGUCAAAAGACAAUUACUUUACAUUUUUUCCAUUACUCUGGACUGUCAAGACCAAGACUCGUCAGAGGUGAAAACUAGAGAAACAGGGAUGAAUGUGACUAAACUACUGUACCUUUGAUUGGUUUAAUUAAUCCAACACUUACUGUAGAUUCUGUUUGACAACUACUAAACUGUGCAGACUCCAAUCCUGAUUGGAUGCUUAUUUCAGAAUGACAGCUGAAGACUCAGCCUCUGCCGCUGCUAUGAGUAACCCUAGCCCUUCCUCCACUUCUAAAGCCUCCUCAGGGCAUCCUCAACAUCACAGCUCCAUUCCAGAGGGUGUGGCUGGUGCCCCCAAUGAAGCUGCACUUUUGUCCUUAAUGGAGCGGACAGGCUACGGAAUGGUGCAAGAAAAUGGACAGCGCAAAUAUGGCCCGCCACCUGGCUGGCAAGGCCCUGUCCCCCAACGUGGCUGUGAAAUAUUUGUGGGUAAAAUCCCACGUGACGUUUACGAGGAUGAGCUGGUGCCAGUAUUUGAGAGUGUAGGACGGGUUUAUGAGAUGCGCCUUAUGAUGGACUUUGAUGGGAAGAACCGUGGUUAUGCAUUUGUCAUGUACACACAGAAGCACGAGGCUAAGCGAGCUGUUCGUGAUCUCAAUAACUACGAAAUCCGGCCAGGAAGGUUACUAGGCGUUUGCUCUAGUGUAGAUAACUGCCGCCUCUUCAUUGGUGGAAUUCCCAAAACCAAGAAGCGUGAGGAGAUCCUGGAGGAAGUUUCCAAGGUUACAGAGGGGGUGCUGGACGUGAUCGUGUAUGCAAGUGCAGCAGAUAAGUUGAAAAAUCGUGGUUUUGCCUUCGUAGAGUAUGAGUCUCACCGUGCUGCUGCUAUGGCCAGAAGAAAGCUCAUGCCAGGACGAAUUCAGCUCUGGGGACACCAGAUUGCAGUUGACUGGGCUGAACCUGAGAUUGACGUUGACGAGGAUGUCAUGGAAACAGUAAAGAUUCUAUAUGUACGGAACCUGAUGAUAGAGACCAGCGAGGAGACUCUGCGCCAAACCUUUGGCCAGUUCAACCCUGGCUGUGUAGAACGUGUCAAGAAAAUCAGAGACUACGCCUUUGUCCACUUUGUCAGUCGAGAUGAUGCUGUGGUUGCAAUGGACAACCUGAACAGCACAGAGAUCGAAGGUUCUCUUAUUGAAGUGACCCUGGCCAAGCCUGUGGAUAAGGAGCAGUACACUCGCUAUCAGAAGGCAUCGAAGGGAACACCGGCUGUGACGACUGUCGACAAUACCCCACAAAGUUACUUGUAUCAGUGUGACCCAUAUACACUCGCCUAUUACAGCUAUCCGUACAACACACUCAUUGGACCCAACCGUGACUACUUCAUCAAAGCAGGUACUGUAAGAGGCCGUGGUCGUGCUGGGGCUGGUAACAGGGGCCCAGGGCCCCGUGGCUCAUACCUUGGUGGCUAUUCAGCUGGCCGAGGCAUUUACAGCCGCUACCAUGAAGGAAAGGCCAAACUGCCGGACAAACCUUAUGAGAUCAUGACCAAUUUAGAGCUUGCAGCUGUGAACCAAGUCGGCAUGAAGCCUGGCACAAUGGCUCUUCCAGCUCUUGGUGCCCAGUACCCUGCUGUGUUUUCUGCUGCCCCACCGACUAAGUUAAUGCAGGAUGGGAAGAUGCAUCCAGUGGAGCACCUGAUAAACCCUCUGGCCCUUCAGCAUGAUCCCAAUGCUGCCCAGGCCACUGCGGCUGUCAUACCUGCAGUCUCCACACCACCCCCUUUCCAGGGUCGUCCUAUAACUCCUGUCUAUGCCAUGGCUCAUAAUGUCCAGAGGAUCCCAGCAACUGCUGCCAGUCUGUAUGGGGCUGGAUACAUGCCUAUAGCUGCCCACACCAACACUGCCACUCUGGCAGCACUGCAGAAGAAUGCUGCUGUGGCAGCUGCAGCCUAUGGAGGAUACGCCGGGUACAUGCCCCAGGCCUUCCCUGCCACCUUCCACAUGCCCAUUCAUGAUGUGUACCAGACAUUCUGAGAUAUCAUCAAUCAAAAUGACCUGCAGUUACACACACCAGCACAGACAGCAAGCCUUCAUGCUACAUCUAUGAGGUCUUCUGGCUAAAUGAACCACGCCGUGUGACACUGACAUACAACAAAAACUAACAUUUUCUGACUCGUGUCUAACUCCCUGGACACCUUUAGAUUCCUGCACAAGUUAAUGCUGGAAGCAAGGAUGUAAAUCGCUUUUCACUAAUCCCAAAUUUACUGACCUACACUCAUAGACACCUCUCUGGCCUACAUUUAGUAAUCUAGACAUGUGACCUAGACUUCUAAUCUACUGAUUUAGACCAAAGUCACUUGUAAAUUCUACUGAUCAGCUUAUCAAUAUGCCUGGUGCUCAAUUUUCAUCUCUGCUCCCUUUGUGUUAUAUGUCUAUGUAGACACAAACCCCUGCAAUGUGUUCCGAGCCCAACCUACUUUCCCUCUAGACAAAUGAAAAACAACUGUCAUCUGUCAGUCAAACCCUCUAAUUGAUAUGUUCACCAGACUUACUCUGAUUCAGAAGCCAUCACACAACUAAAUGAAUGACAAAUCAAUUUCGUCUUCUCUCAUACUCCCUAUUCAGAUCCCCUCAAGAGGCAUAUGACAUGAUAACAUGUUUUAUGAUACCACAGAGGCCUUUAACAACUUUGUUUAUUAGUUUAGCACCACUGUGUACUGAAUACAGCGGUGGACUGACUCCAGGUGAUUUGUUAGUGCAUUUAUAUGAAGAAAUGUAGCAUUUAAUACUUGCCAGGUUACACCUACUGACAUAUCACUGUCUUCCACACAAACUCCAGUGGAUAGCCAUGAGCCAGAGUAUUUCUGUCUGUUUAGGGACACCAAACACUCCUAAUACCACUCAUGUGCCUUCAUGGCCAAAAGAAUACUGAAGGAACAUUAUAGUAUUUGUGGACUUUAAAAGAAUGUAUUUAAUGCCUCUCUUUGCUUAAAUACUUUUGUGAAGAAAAACUAUAAAACUGUAAAAAGAACAACAAAAUCAACAACUGCUGAGCAGGAGCUUCAACAACUACAGAAGUAGAAGAUUUUAAGUGUUUUUAAGUUGUAUAAUGAGAUAUACAUGCAAAAUGUUUUGUUUUGAAGACGUCUGAAUUUUCCGUCCACUGAGUUGCCCACCUGCAAGACUAGAUGAGAAUAUUAGCAUUUAUUUUUCUCCUUUAGUGUUUAUGACAAUAGUUUGCUUUUGCUAUUUUAUAUUUAGAUUAUUUUAAGAUUUGAAUAUUUAGUUGUUUUUAUUGCCUGGAAGAUUUUGUAUUUUGUUUUUCUAAACUGGGAGAAAAGAAAACACCGACCAUAUAAACAGAUUAUGACUUAAACAAGAAUCAAACAAUGACUAUCAUUCUGUUUUCAAAGCAACAGUUCAUUCCAAAACAGAGUUGAGCCUCUGGUGAAAUGCGUUUUAUAUAAUUUAGUUCAAGAACAUAUGCUGAAUGACAAUUGUUGCGUGAUAAUACAUUUUAAAUACACAAACUGGACUGAUAAAAAGUAGCUGGGUUGAAGAUACAGUAUAGCAUAAUUUAUAAUAAAGUAUUUCUACCAACUGAAAUUGGUUGCGCUGGUGGUUUAUAGUUAAAGGGAUAGUUCAUCCAAAAUUGAAACUUCUCAUUAUUUACUCACCCUCAUCCCAUCCCAGAUGUGUAUGACAUUCUUUCUUCUGCUGAACACAAACGAUUUUUAGAAGAAUAUUUCAUCUUUGUUGAUCCAUACUGUUGGAGGUCCAAAAAGCACAUAAAUGCAGCAUAAAAGUAAUCCAUACAACUCCAUAGGUUAAAGCUAUAUCUUCAGAGGCGAUAUAAUAGGUGUGGGUGAGAAACAUAUAAAUAUUAAGUCCUUUUUAACUAUACAUUCUCCAACCUGCCCAGUAGGGAUCGAAAUGCACAAAGAAUGCGAACUGCCAAAAACAAAAGGAGAAGAUUGUGUUAGCGGAUGUGUAUAUUUAUGUUUAAAAAAGACUUAUUGAUCUUUUUCUCACCCACACCUAUCCGUAUCGCUUCUGAAUAUAUGGAUUUAACAACUGGAGUCAUAUAAAUUAAUUUAUGCAGCCUUUAUUUGCUUUUUGGACCUUCAAAGCUCUGGCUUCCAUUCACUUGCAUUGUAUGGACCAACAGAGCUGAGAUAUUCAAGUCAUAAUUAUCUGGGAUGGCAUGAGGGUGAGUAAAUGAUGAGUAUUUUCAUUUCUACUUUCCCUUUAAUGACCGAAUUGUGCAUUGAGCAGCCUUUAGUUCUGUGUUUCCCAGCUACUGGUAUUUUAAUGCAUUACUAUCCAGUCUCAGGUGCCUUUUUGGACCAUUAGAUGAAAAUAUAUUCUCCCUAAUAUUCCCUUUUGUGCCAAUAAAACAAAUUACACUUGAAGUACUGUCCAAUUUACAAUAGAACUAAUGAUUUCCAUGUUGUUUCUUAACGUGGUCCUGAGAUGCAGGUCAAGUAAACAAAUUAAAACAGAGGGGAAAUCAGGUCGCGAGACUCCAAUUUCUUUCCACCUAAUUCCUCCUACAGAUGCCUGUAAGCUCAGCGGACUGUCCAUUAUGUUGAGUAAUUUGCUUUCUUUUGUAGUUCUAACCCUGCAUUUUUGGAGACCACACACUAUGUGGAACAGUACAGGACAUGCUUUAAUGUUGACUGUACUGAGGUGUACUUAAACAUGUUUUAGGGUGUUAGAAGUUCUUGCUAUUUGUGUGUGUGUGACCCAAAAGCUUUUGUCUUUUUUGGGGUAUUUUAACUGGAAUGAAUUUGACCAAACUGAAACCAGGGAGCUCAGAAAACCUCUGUUAAAUUAACCAUGGCCUUUUCAAUGACUGCAGUAUGUCAUAACAAUGUCCUCCUGAAGACUGCUGUAUGCCACCACUAUGCAUUCUGUAGGGAUGCAUUUGUCACAUCUGUGCCUUUUAUUCAGACUGCUGUGUCUGACAAGUGACCUCUAAAAACACAGUGUCUCUCCUCUCCUCUCCUCUUUGUUUUCUUUCAGAAAUGUUUUUUUGAUAACUAUUUGUGUUAUACUGUUGUAUCUAUUGUUUUGGGGGGCUCAGAGUGUUAGAGUCGCUGCUUUAUGUGGUAUUUUGCUUUCAUUUAUUAUGUUAUAACAGAAAUAAUGUUAAGUAUAGCAUAUGCUUAGAAGAGACUGAGUGAAACUUGGUUUGGGGGAAAUCUCAAGAUAUCCAAACCAAAAAUGACAAUCCACAGAGUUAAUCUCUUACAGGUUACACACACCAUGUAAGAUAAGAGACAUGUGUGAGCCACACACAUUUUCGCACACUGCCAAUAUCAUUGAGGACAGUGUCUCUCAAUCACUCACACACACACACACACUCAAUCACUGUGUGUGUGUGUGUGUGUGUGUGUGUGUGUGUGUGGUAAUGCCUGUGUGUUUAAGGGGAGCAUCCAUUCUCUCUCUAUUAGAAUCUUAUAUUAUGAGCAAAACUGUCAGGAUAUAUUUAAUAUAUACAGUACAUUGUUUUUGUGUAUGAAGUACAAGGAAAUGCUAUAAUAUAUUUCAAGACUUUUUUCCAUCUUUAUAUGUGCUUUGUUUAGAGUUAAACAGCUACAAAAACAUGUUUUUGUUUGUUUGCUUGUUUUGGCCAAGGUGUUCAAUGGGGUGUGCAAGAAUGCUUUGUGCGUCCGCGCGUGUGUGUGUGUGUGUGUGUGUGUGUGUGUGUGUGUGUGUGUGUGUAUGUGUGAGCGUGUAUUUAUCACUUUGUGGGGACCAAAUGUCCCCAUAAGGAUAGUAAAACCCGAAAUUUUUGACCUUGUGGGGACAUUUUGUCGGUCCCCAUGAGGAAAACAGCUUAUAAAUCAUACUAAAUUAUGUUUUUUGCAAAUGUAAAAAUGCAGAAAGUUUUCUGUGAGGGUUAGGUUUAGGGGUAGGGUUAGGUUUAGGGGAUAGAAUAUAAAGUUUGUACAGUAUAAAAACCAUUAUGUCUAUGGAAAGUCCCCAUAAAACAUGGAAACACAACAUGUGUGUGUGUGUGUGUGUGUGUGUGUGUGUGUGUGUGUGUGUGUGUGUGUGUGUGUGUGUGUGUGUGUGUGUGUGUGUGUGUGUGU